Strongylocentrotus purpuratus (purple sea urchin) is the source of this 798-nucleotide messenger RNA. RefSeq lists its product as uncharacterized. Gene Ontology annotation, biological process: netrin-activated signaling pathway. Gene Ontology annotation, molecular function: netrin receptor activity. Bases 1 to 798 code for a protein of 265 amino acids. The transcript is spliced from 4 exons. Gene Ontology annotation, cellular component: membrane. NCBI's taxonomy places the organism in Eukaryota, Metazoa, Echinodermata, Echinoidea, Camarodonta, Strongylocentrotidae. The record is from RefSeq and is a predicted model, not a curated record.
AUGGAGAUUGGCACAAAGCUUGGAUUCAGUCGGAAUAAGCUUGAGAACUUCAAACACAAGACAAUGCAGAAUCGCAAAGACGCUAACAUCCAAAUGCUCUGCACGUGGAAGGCAUCUCAAAAAUCGGGUGCUAAAGCGACCGAGACGUUAAAGUGCAUUUUUGAAUCUGUCUCCUUGGCAUCGGCUGAGAAUACAGGCAACUAUGGAGAUGGAACCAGUGAAGACUUCGACCUAUGUGGAGGUUCACCUAGUACGGGCGAGCAGUGUAGCGUUGCUCUUCCGGUGAAGAGUCUGUCUUUGGCAUGGGAACUGGGGAAAGCCCUUCGUCUGGAUGAUGACGUCAUUGUUGGUUUCGUCGCACCUUCUGAUUCUGCAGCAAUGAACAGACUAGCAUGGCAACUCCUCAACAAGUGGUGCAAAUGUUUAGGAAGCCAGGAAAAGAAAGUACUGAUGACAAAGCUUCUUCAAGAUUACAACAUCCAGGAUUGCAAUGCAGGUCGUGAUGAAAUCUCCUCAAAGAUUUGCACAACUCCAGAUCUACUCGACCUCUCCCGGCGCCUUGAUCUAGCAGGUUCUGACAUCCUGCAGGCCAUGAUCACAUCUGUGUUCAUUCCACCAACUUCAAUACGACGCAUCGUUCUACAAAUGCUUCAAGAAUGGGUACGACACGGAGGAACAAGAAAGAGGCUUCUCGAAAUUACAAAAGCUUUUCAUUCUAAUGACGCACAAUGGAACAUCACCCAGGUUUCCUGGACCCCUUCUCUCAUGGCAUCAUUGAUCACGACGGUGGAGAGCUGA